UCCACUGGCGGUGAGUCUGUGCGAAGCAACAAGCGUCUGCGGCUGCUGGAGCUGCCAGGCGCGUGGCCUUUGCCGGCCCAGGGCAAGUCGCGCGGCCGGGCGGGUUCGAGGGUGUCUUGGAGCAACGAAGGGCAGCCAACCCAGAUUCACUCGACGAGGAGGAACACCCUGCAUCUCUUGUGCAGGUCAGUGAAGGGAAAGACUGAGCGCCCUGCGCUCGCGGACCGAGAGAGAGGCGAGAUGGAGGCCCUCGCAGCGGCGUCGAGGCGAUGUGGAGGCAAGCCUCAAAUUCAUUUCGGCGCACGGCCGCGAGGUGAAGUUGUGUUUCGGCGAAUAGACACCGCGAGGCCGAAUACAACUGCGUCGUCCAGCCGUCUUGGCGCGCCUUCCUUCUCUUCCCCCACCCCCUCACUACCUGCAGCAUGGCGCCCCCGAGAGCCGACUACUCCGUGUACCUCGUGACAGCACGCUCGCAGGUACCCGCGGGCGUCGACUAUCUUGAUGCAUUGCGAGCAGCGCUCAAGGGCGGUGUGACGCUGGUACAGAUCCGCGAGAAGGACGUCGAGACGGACGAGUUCUUGGACAUCGCACGCAAGAGCCUGGAGGUGUGCGACGAGUUCAAGGUGCCGAUGCUCAUCAACGACAACCUUUCGGUCGCGCUCGCGCUUGCUCCUCACGUGGGGCUUCACAUCGGGCAGUCGGAUCUCCCUGUCUCCCAAGCUCGUGCCUUGCUCGGGCCCGAUCGUCUCCUGGGCAUCUCUGUGCACUCGGUCGAGCAGGCCCGCGACGCGCGCACCAGCGGGGCAGACUACGCAGGCGUAGGCCCAAUCUACGGCACGCAGUCGAAGGCCGGCAUCGUCGAUGACGACGUCUUGGGAGCACGACAGGCAGCUCAGAUCAUCGAGGCGCUCGAUGGCCUCCCGGCGGUGCUGAUUGGCGGUCUCAACCAGCAGACCGCGGCACGGGCGCUCUUCGGUGCUUCUUCUCCCACGGCUGCUCCUGCUGGAAUUGCGGUGAUCAGCGCCAUCAUGGCGCGCAAGGAUACAGAGGUGGCAGCGAGCGAGCUGGCGGAGCAGGUGGCCGCGUUCAAAGCUUCGCGUGCCGAGCAGAGCGCGGAGCAAUUGCGAGCUGCCUUUGGCGCCGGCUCCUCUACCGACGUCAAGGCACUCGUGGAGCGUUCCGCCUUGCUCCUCUCCUCGCUCCGCAACGGCUCGCCGCCGUUGAUUCAGACGCUCACCAGCCACGUCUCGUCGACGCUCUCGGCGAACGUGACGCUGGCGCUGGGCGGUAGCCCUAUCAUGUCGGCGCAGGAGGCAGAGGCGGACGAUCUGGGCAAGGUCACUGGUGCCGUGGUGCUCAACAUCGGCACCAUCGGCGCAGAGUCUAGGAGAGGCAUGAAGGCUGUCGGCAGCGCAGCAAACCGGGGACGGAAGCCCGUCGUGCUCGACCCAGUGGGCGUCGGCGCCUCCGCAUUCCGCAAGGCCGCCGUCAACGAGAUCAUGGACCACACGCAGAUCACGCUCCUCAAGGGCAACGCCGCCGAGCUGUCUGCGAUCGCCGGUCUCUCUGAGGUCACCUCCCGCGGUGUCGACAGCGGCGCCGGCUCUCUCUCCGAUCCCAUCGGGCUCGUCUCCUCCUUGGCGCGCCGCGAGCGAUGCCUGGUGCUGCUGUCUGGCAAGACGGACUACCUCUCUGACGGAGCACGCACGCUGGCGUGCGAGAACGGACAUGCGCUCCUCGGCGCAAUCACCGGAUCGGGCUGCGCGUUGGGCGUGGCUAUUGCAACUGGCCUCGCGGCUGCGAACAGCGCGGGCGAGGCACAGAAGAGCACCAUGGUCAAGGCUCAGCCUGAUGAUCUGAUCGCUGGCGCUUUGAUGGGACUGCUGUGCAUGACCAUCGCUUCUGAGCUCGCCGCCGCGCGGCCCGAGGUGCGCGGGCCGGGAACGUUCAUUGCUGCACUGCUUGAUGCGCUCGCGGCCAUGGACGCCGAGACGCUUGUGCAGCACGCAAAGGUGCGCCUGGUAUAGGGCGAAGGAAGCACGAAAUAGAAAGACGUUCGAUAGCAUCG
Molecule: messenger RNA, 2068 nt
Organism: Tilletiopsis washingtonensis
Lineage: Eukaryota; Fungi; Basidiomycota; Exobasidiomycetes; Entylomatales
Product: HK-domain-containing protein
Exons: 5
Coding region: 423-2027 (534 amino acids)
Biological process (GO): thiamine biosynthetic process
Cellular component (GO): cytoplasm
Molecular function (GO): thiamine-phosphate diphosphorylase activity; ATP binding; hydroxyethylthiazole kinase activity
Source: RefSeq, a predicted model, not a curated record